Molecule: messenger RNA, 3479 nt
Organism: Trichechus manatus latirostris (Florida manatee)
Lineage: Eukaryota; Metazoa; Chordata; Mammalia; Sirenia; Trichechidae
Gene: EMILIN1
Product: elastin microfibril interfacer 1
Exons: 8
Coding region: 18-3071 (1017 amino acids)
Molecular function (GO): protein binding; extracellular matrix constituent conferring elasticity
Source: RefSeq, a predicted model, not a curated record
CAAGGAGCACCCCAACCAUGGCCCCCAGCGCCCUCUGGAGCUGCUACCUCUGCUGCCUGCUGACCGCCUCCGCAGGGGCAGCUAGCCACCCUUCUCGUGGCUACAGCCUCUACACAGGGGGUGGGGGGGCCCUUAGCCCUGGGGGGCCCCAAGCCCAGAGCGCCCCGCGGCCUGCAAGCAGACACAGGAACUGGUGUGCCUACGUGGUGACCCGGACGGUGAGCUGUGUCCUUGAGGAUGGAGUGGAGACCUUCAUCAAGCCUGACUACCAGCCAUGUGGCUGGGGCCAGCCCCAAUGUCCCCGCAGCAUCAUGUACCGCAGCUUCCUCCGCCCUCGAUACCGUGUGGCCUACAAAACAGUGACAGAUAUGGAGUGGCGGUGCUGUCAGGGCUAUGGGGGCGAUGACUGUGGUGAGGGUCCUGCCCCAGCACUGGGUCCUGCUCCUACCACACCACACCCUCAGCCCCGGCCUGCCCGCCCCAACCUCUCUGGCUCCAGUGCAGGCAGCCACCUCAGUGGGCUAGGGGGCGAAGGUCCUCGGGAGUCAGAGAAGGUGCAACAUCUGGAGGAGCAGGUGCAGAGCCUGACAAAGGAGCUGCAAGGCCUUCGGGGUGUCCUUCAGGGGCUGAGUGGGCGCCUGGCAGAAGAUGUCCAGAAGGCUGUGGAGACGGCCUUUAAUGGGAGGCAGCAGCCAGCAGAUGCAGCUGCCCGCCCUGGCGUGCACGAAACCCUCAACGAGAUCCAGCACCAGCUGCAGCUCCUAGACAACCGCGUCUCCACCCAUGACCAGGAGCUGGGCCACCUCAACAACCAUCAUGGCGGUGGCGGUGGUGGUGGCGGCAGCACCCUGGACUCAGCCCCAGCCCCUCCUGGCCACAGCGAGGAGCUGCUGCGGGAGCUGGAGCGGCGGCUGCAGGAGUCCUGCUCUGUGUGCCUAGUGGGGCUGGAGGGCUUCCGCCGGCAGCAGCAAGAAGACCGGGAGCGGCUGCGAGCACUGGAGAAGCUGCUGGCCUCAGUGGAGGAACGGCAGUGGCAGUUGACUGGGCAGGCCCUGGGCCGCAGGCCCGCUCAGGAAUGCUGUCCCCCGGAGCUGGGCCGGCGACUGGCGGAACUAGAGCGGAGGCUGGAUGUCGUGGCUGGCUCGGUGACGGUGCUGAGCGGCCGGCGAGGCACUGAGCUAGGAGGAGCAGCCGGGCAGGGGGGCCACCCCCCGGGCUACACUGGCUUAGCCUCCCGCCUCUCUCGCCUGGAAGACCGAUUCAACUCCACCCUGGGUCCCUCAGACGACCAGGAGGGGGGUUGGCCUGGGGACCCUGAGGGGCUGGGCCACUCGCUGCCGGCUGCCUGGGGCCGACUAGAGAAGCUGGAGGGGCUGCUGGCCAAUGUGAGCGGGGAGCUGGGUGGGCGGCUGGAUCUGCUGGAAGAGCAGGUGGCAGGAGCUGUGCAGGCCUGUGGGCAGCUCUGCUCAGGGGCCCCCGGGGAGCAGGACUCCCAGGUCAGCGAGAUCCUCAGUGCCCUGGAGCGCAGGGUGCUGGAUAGCGAGGGGCAGCUGCAGCUGGUGGGCUCAGGCCUGCACAAGGUAGGAGCAGCUGGGGAGGCCCAGCAGGCCACACUGGAGGGACUGCAGGGGGCUGUGGGUCAGCUCCAGGAUCGUGUGGAUGCCCAGGACAGGAUGGCCGCAGAGCUCACACUGCAGCUGAAUCUCACGGCUGCACGGCUGGGCCAGCUGGAGGGUCUGCUGCAGGCCCGUGGGGACGAGGGCUGCAGGGCUUGUGGCGGUGUCCAAGAGGAGCUGGGCCGCCUUCGGGACGGUGUGGAGCGCUGCUCCUGCCCCCUGCUCCCCGCGCGGGGCCCUGGCGCUGGCCCGGGUGUUGGGGGACCAAGCCGAGGGCCACUGGACGGCUUCAGCGUGUUCGGGGGCAGCUCAGGCUCAGCCCUGCAGGCCCUACAAGGAGAGCUCUCCGAGGUCAUUCUCACCUUCAGCUCCCUCAAUGACUCACUGCACGAGCUGCAGACCACUGUGGAGGGCCAGGGUGCUGAUCUGGCUGACCUGGGAGCCACCAAGGACCGCAUCAUCUCUGAGAUUAACAGGCUGCAGCAGGAGGCCACAGAGCAUGCUACAGAGAGUGAGGAGCGCUUCCACAGCCUGGAGGAGCGACAGCCACAGGCUGGCCAGUGCCCUGGGGUAGAGGGGAGGUUGGGCCGUCUUGAGGGAGUCUGUGAGCGGUUGGACACUGUAGCUGGGGGGCUGCAGGGCCUACGAGAGGGCCUUUCCCGGCACGUAGCUGGGCUCUGGGCUGGGCUACGGGAAACCAACAGCACCAGCCAGACGCAGGCAGCCCUGCUGGAGAAGCUGCUGGCAGGGCAGGCGGGCCUGGGCAGGCGGCUCGGUGCCCUCAACAACUCCCUGCUAAUCCUGGAGGACCGGCUACACCAGCUCAGCCUGACGGACCUCACUGGGCCAGCAGGUGAGGCUGGGCCCCCAGGGCCUCCUGGGGUGCAGGGGCCUCCAGGCCCUGCCGGACCUCCAGGACCUCCAGGCAAGGAUGGACAAGAGGGGCCUGCCGGACCACCAGGUCCCCAAGGUGAACAGGGUGUGGAGGGGGCACCAGCAGUCUCUGUGCCCCGGGUGGCUUUUUCAGCUGCCCUGAGUUUGCCCCGGUCUGAACCGGGCACAGUCCCCUUCGACAGAGUCCUGCUCAACGAUGGGGGCUACUAUGAUCCAGAGACAGGCGUGUUUACGGCGCCACUGGCCGGACGCUACUUGCUGAGCGCGGUGCUGACUGGGCACCGGCACGAGAAAGUGGAGGCCGUGCUCUCCCGCUCCAAUCUGGGCGUGGCCCGCAUCGACUCUGGCGGCUACGAGCCGGAGGGCCUGGAAAACAAGCCGGUGGCCGAGAGCCAGCCGAGCCCGGGCGCUCUGGGUGUCUUCAGCCUCAUCCUGCCACUGCAGGCCGGGGACACGGUCUGCAUCGACCUGGUUAUGGGGCAGCUGGCGUACUCGGAGGAGCCGCUCACCAUCUUCAGCGGAGCCCUGCUCUACGGGGACCUGGAGCUCGAACAGGCAUAGUAAACACAGGGCCGGGCCGCAACGGCCCCUAGUGUCUACUCCGGCUGAAGGGCCCAUGGGAGAGGCGGCUCCCAGGGUCCCCGCCUGGACGGGCGCCGUCUCAGACGCCUCCAGCCUCGGGGCUGCAGUCUCUGGACGCGCCGCGGUACCGGCGCCCAGAGCGGCUCCUCCCCAGCGUGCUGGGGCGGGACUCCAGGGUCCCCUCGUCCAGACUUCUGGCCCGAUCGCGGUCCCCUCCCGACCUCGCUCCAGGGCCCAGACUGCGGAGGAGCCCAUCCUCGCUCCUUUCACUCCCGCAACCGAUCUAGAGGCGGACUCCCUGCGGUCCAGGGCUCUCCCCACGGCCUUACUAAACUAUUCAGGAAUAAAAACACUUUUUUUUUUCUAAAAAAAUACAAACAAAAAAAA